AUGUUCCGUAUCGGGUACUUUGGUCUAUGCGGUAUUAGCGAGGAGCACGGCACCCUCUGCGGAAAUGUCUCUGGCCGCUCGGUCGAGGACCUUUCCUCCACCCUCUUUCCCGCUACCACGGCCUCUAACAAUACCCUCCUCAAGAACGAAAUCACCGACCUUAUCACUACCGCUCAGGACCUCCAGACAGAGAUAUUUAUCUCCAUCCUCGCCGGCGAUACAGUCCUCUUCAUCGUCGGCCUUAUAGCCCUCUUCUUCUUUAAGCAAGACAGAAAGAAGAACGCCACCGAUGCGCUUUUUUUGUCGGCUACUAUAACGUUUGCUUCUGCGCUUGCCACGAGCCAAAGUGCGGGUGCGCUCCAGAUUACGAGCGCGGUGAUGGAGAAUGCUUCGGUUCUGAUCAAGACUGGGACAACGAUCCAGGUUUUCCAGUGGGUUGCGUUUGGGUUUGGGUUCUCGUUUGCGGCGGUGGUGCCGUUCUUGGCGAAGCCUCGGGAGGAGAAUGGGGGUGGGGAGUAUCUUGAUAAGGAGGGGAACGUGGUUUGA
Molecule: messenger RNA, 546 nt
Organism: Podospora pseudopauciseta
Lineage: Eukaryota; Fungi; Ascomycota; Sordariomycetes; Sordariales; Podosporaceae
Exons: 3
Coding region: 1-546 (181 amino acids)
Cellular component (GO): membrane
Source: RefSeq, a predicted model, not a curated record